Molecule: messenger RNA, 2406 nt
Organism: Hyposmocoma kahamanoa
Lineage: Eukaryota; Metazoa; Arthropoda; Insecta; Lepidoptera; Cosmopterigidae
Product: protein SPT2 homolog
Exons: 8
Coding region: 139-2151 (670 amino acids)
Biological process (GO): regulation of DNA-templated transcription; nucleosome assembly
Cellular component (GO): nucleolus
Molecular function (GO): histone binding; DNA binding
Source: RefSeq, a predicted model, not a curated record
UCUGGAAAAUGGUUGGAUUGUGUGUUGAAGCUAUUUCUGACACGUAUUUUGCUAAAAAUCAUAAUUAAUCUCUGAAAACUGUACAAUGUCAUUGUGUAAAUAGCGUUAUAUUAAUAGGGUCAUCGCAUAUUUGUCAAAAUGGAGUUCCGCGAGACGCUGCUAGCUGCUCAACGAAAUCAACAACAGAAAUCAUCUGAAAAUCAGUACUACAAGGCUAAGUUUGACCCUCCCAAAAAGGAGCAGAAGACCAAAGAUAGGUUGUCUGCAAACAUUCAGAAGUUUUUGGCUAAGAAAGAUGAGGAGGAAAGACAGAAGAAAAUGGAGGCCCAGCGCAAGAGGGAGGAACUCUUAGCUAUGCGCGAUCCGAAGGCCAUGCGAAAGAUCCAAAAGUCUUUGAAAGUAAUAAAAUCUGCUAACAAGUCUGUAAUUGAAGAUGCUGUGGAUCGUGAACACACUGCCAUCACACUUGCAGGGCCUGACCAACCUGACCAAGAUGACUAUGGUUAUGAGUCGCAAGAAGCAGCUGCUCUCUAUGCGAAAAUGAUGCAAAAGUACAGCAAAUUACCUGAUGAACCUAAAUUCCCCACUGGACACAGCUCAGUAAAGAAAGAUUUAAAUGGCACUAGAGAGAGAGUAAAACACGCUCUGCAGCAUGAAGAAGAACCUCAGCCUCAUAAACGAAAGCGAAGGACUGAUAAUAAUGGAGAGAGAGAAACUACACCUCCAAUGAAAUAUGAACCAGAAAAGAAAAAAGAGGAAAAACCUAAGAUCCGAAGACCAAUGCCUCCGCCAAUGGAUUUCAAUCAGCUUCUUAAGCUUGCUGAGCAAAAAAAGACAGAACCUGUUGAAGUUGCUCCAAAAAAACUGGUCACAGAAUCGGCAGAACCAGAAAGGUUGAUGACAAAGAAGCAAAAAAGAGAGUAUGAGGAAGAGAUGGCAAGGAGACAAAGACGUCAGGAAAGAAUAGAGGCAGAAAAAGACGGAAGAAAAAUACAAAAAGACGAUAGGCCACCUGAAAGGGAAAAAAAACCGGAGUCUGGUGGUUUUGGGAGAAUUCCAAAAAUUGGCGAGAAAACCAAUGUCACCAGACAUAGUAGUCCAAAAGCAUAUGAUAAGGAGAGAGAAAGGGAUAGGCACGAGAAAGAGAGAGCUGCAAGGCAGAAAGAGAAGGACAGAGCAAUUAGAGAGAAGGAAAAAGAGAUUUUAGACAGAGAACAAGCAGAACGCGAAAGAAUCAAACUGGACAAAGAGAGGCUUGACAGGCUAAAAGCAGAAAGGGAUAGAAUAGACAGAGAAAUGGAAAGGCUGAACAGGGACAGAGAAAAACUGGAUAAGACGAAAUCAAAAUUAGAUUCAAAAAUAUUGGACAGGAAACCAGUUGACAAAGUUGUAGAUAAAUCUAAGCUGAGUUCAAAAGACUCAGUGCGGCCAGAGUUGAAGAAGAGCAUAGAUUUGAAAAGUCAGAAUACUUAUAGGAUAGAUAAGAAUUCCAAUGAGAAGAAACUUCUCCCUGGUAAAAGUGAUAAUACUAGAUACUUAAAUGGUCAUAGCUCUCAAGCAAAACCUGUGCCAAAACAAAUACUACAAAAAGACGGAGCCUUAUUGACGAAAAAGGUUAAUUUAUCUAUGAAAAUGAAUGGGCAUGUUAGACCAGAAAAUGAGAAACGGCUUCCAGAUAUAAAAGGAGUGCCUGGUAAAAGACCUGAUGACAGACGAAUAGCACCCCAAGCAGGGCCGAGCAAGCCCAAGAUCUCAAAUAAUUUUGACUUUGAUAAACAUGUAAGCUCUAUAAAGAGCAAACAGUUUCCGCCUGAAGAUGUAAAGAGAAAACAACAAAUUCAUGAUAGGAAAAAAGCCAGACGGCGCUUGGAGUCUGAUGACGAGUAUGACUCAGAGAUGGACGACUUCAUAGAUGACGGUGACGAGAACAUGGAUUACUCCAGACACAUCAAAGAGAUAUUCGGUUAUGACAAAUCCAAAUAUCGGGACUUGGAUGAUGAGGACGAUCCGAGGAUGGAGUCCAGUUUCGUGCAGCAACAACGCGAAGAAUUUAUUAGCAAGAAAAUUGGUAUAAUGGAGGAUCUAGAGGACAUGAGGCUAGAGGCUCUGGAGAAGAAAAAGAAGAAAAAACGUAGACUUAGCGACGACUGAUCAACAGCCGGCAACCUUCGCAUCACUGUGGACCAAGAUUAUUUACAAAUUGUGGAUUAUGUAACAGACCAUUGUUUAUUUGUCUGACAGUUCAUCUAACCCUGACAAUGAUUUAUGCUGUAUUUUAUAUUUGCGGCGUUUGGUUAAUUUGACAUGAAUAGCAAUCUUAAGUAAUCUUUAUGACACUAAUGAAAACUCUAACUGGUAAUGUGGCUAACAAGUAGUAAGCGUAAAAAUAAUGUGCAGUACUUCUCC